Messenger RNA from Poecilia latipinna (sailfin molly), 2626 nucleotides. Its product is annotated as transmembrane protease serine 9-like. Gene Ontology annotation, molecular function: serine-type endopeptidase activity. The record is from RefSeq and is a predicted model, not a curated record. Lineage: Eukaryota; Metazoa; Chordata; Actinopteri; Cyprinodontiformes; Poeciliidae. The transcript has 10 exons. Gene Ontology annotation, biological process: proteolysis. The coding region runs from base 195 to 2228 and encodes 677 amino acids.
CCAACCAAACCAGCAUCCAACCAAUCCAGCAUCCAAAUGGCUCCAGGUCCAGUGAGAAAGAGCCACUGGACCAGCUGGUUCUGUUCUGACCCAGCAGCAGAACCGGACUGGUUCUAAUCUCCCCUCAGAUCCAGAUGGAUUUGGAAAAUUUAAAUUCAUGACAAACACAGACAGGAGGGUGAGAAGUGUGUCAAAUGACGGGACCACAGCCAGGUGGGGGGCGUGGCCUCAGCCAGGUGGGGGUAGAGGGCGUGGCCUCAGCCAGGUAUGUGCUGCAGCAGCAGGUGGAAGAGGCAGAUGGUUUCAGAGCGAUGGGUCUCUACCAGCUGAUCGGUGCGGCGGUUCUGCUGACUCUGAUGACUCCAGAGUCGGAGUCGCAGCUCUCUGAUUGUGGUCAACCAGCACUAAACACCAGGAUCGUUGGAGGAGCGGCGGCUCCUCAAGGGUCGUGGCCCUGGCAGGUCAGUCUGCAGACCUCGUCUCACUUCUGUGGAGGAUCUCUGAUCAACAGCGAGUGGGUGCUGACUGCAGGUCACUGCAUUAUCAGCAACAUAGGUUCGGCAAGACUGGUUCUGGGUCUUCAGAGUCUGACAGGGACCAACCCAAACAAAGUCACCCGGACAGUAGCACAGGUUAUCCGUCACCCUAGCUUCAGCAUUUCCACUCUGGACAACGACAUCGCCCUGAUAAAGCUCUCCUCAGCUGUAUCGUUCAACAACUACAUCUCGCCAGUGUGCCUGGCGGCGGCGGACAGCACCUUCUACAGCGGCGUCAACUCCUGGGUCACCGGCUGGGGCAACAUUGGAUCUGGUGGUAGGUCUCACUACAGAACAGAGCUACUCUGUUCAACUUAUUAUGCACCGACCACCAUCACUGACAACAUGAUCUGUGCAGGAUUACUGCAGGGAGGAAAGGACUCCUGUCAGGGAGACUCAGGAGGUCCGAUGGUGAGCAAACAAGCUGGCCGCUGGAUUCAGUCAGGAAUUGUGAGUUUUGGCAUUGGCUGUGCUAACCCAAAUUACCCAGGAGUCUAUGCCAGAGUCUCCCAGUAUGAGAGCUGGAUCAAAACCCAGAUCACCACCAACCAGCCGGGCUUCAUCACCUACACAUCUACCGGAACCAACAGCGACCUGAGCGUCUCCUGCUCUGGCGUGCCACCAAUUUUGUCCCCAACCACCACCACUACUACUACUCCUACUACCACCACUACAACAAGCACUACAAAGCCAACAACAAAACCACUGACCACUACAGCCUCAGCAGCAAUAAAACUCACAACAACCAACAUCAUCAAACCAACAACAAAAGCUACAAGUACCUUAGCACCGUCUCCUACAACGACCACAACAACCACAUCCAUGCCCAGGCCUGUAGCCUGUGGCGAAGCCCCAUUAAACUCCGGUUCUCCGGAUGGAAGCUUGUCAUCAGAAGGCGAGUGGCCGUGGAUGGCGAGUUUGCAGAAAGGAGGAAAGCAUGUCUGUGGAGGGACGCUGGUGUCUGAGGACAAGGUUCUGACCAAUGCCGACUGCAUUCCAGAAGACUCUGUUGCGUCUGAAUACACCGUGGUGUUGGGUCGUCUGAAGCAGAACGGAUCAAACCCUUCUGAGCAGUCUGUUGCUGUGGGAAGCAUCACUCGGAGCAACCUAACAGGUUCCAACAUUGCAUUGCUUCAGCUGUCAGCCAAACCCAAACUGACCGACUACGUCUGGCCCAUCUGCCUGGACAACGGAAGAGCCUUCCCACAGGGAUCCACCUGCUGGGCUGCUGGCUGGAGCUCUGUGAAUGGAGGAGCUGAUAAAGUUCUUCUGAAGUUCCAGACCGAGGUUUUAAGUUGUGGGAUUGAUUCAGGAAAUGACACCCUGUGUACCGGAGUGUUUACACAGGAACAGGGCUAUUCUGGCGACCCGCUCAUGUGUCAGCAGGAAGGAUCUUGGUUCCAGGUGGUCGUGCUCUCGUCUGCUGAAAUCGCUACCAGAUAUAAGCGCCAGGCUCAUUUUAUGUCCUUUGAGAAACUGGACCGCUUCCAGGACUUCCUGAUUCGCUCUCUGGGGUCAUUUCUGACUCCAGUCGUCAGAAACAACACCGCCAGCACCAACAGCACCGCCAACAGCACUGCCGCCGCUGCAACCGUCCCCAUGACGACGAGCAGAGCGACCCAGAACCCCUUUGCCUCUGUGCUCUGCCUGCACCUGUUCCUCCUGGCGGCGUGCCUCCACCUCCUCCCAUAGACGUCCAGCUCCGCCUUUACAUGAUGUGACGCACAAAUGAAUGUAAGCUGUGGGUGCAACCAGUCAGGUUCUGGUUCUGGAGGAGCUCCAUCAGCCUUUCCAUCCUGAGGAAGACUUUGUUUAUCCUGAGUCAUGUUUGGUUAGUUUGAUGCAACAGCGUGGAUCCAGAACCUGCUGACAGACGUCAGCCGGACUGAACUACCUCACCGCGCUGCGGCGGACGUUUCCACCUGAAGCUGCGACGUGCCUAAUGUUUACAUGAAUGUUUGCACUGAAAUGAUUGUAAGAAGCGAGCUUCAUCUGAUCAAAUCAACGGCUGUUCCCGUUUUCUCAUGCUUUGAUUGCACUUUACUGUAAAACUGUAUUCAGAAUAAAUCUGUUUUUCUCUAACCUGUGAA